GUCUAACUAAUAAAGAGUAAAGCUUUUUUAAAAUAAAAUACAAACCUAGCAUAUACUUUGGGAGACAAAUCAGCUAUGGUGAUUUUUUUUUUUUUCUGCCAAAAUGCUGGGAUGCUUCUUUUGGGUUAUUUCCAGAGAGUUGGGUCAUUUCAAGAUAUCAGUAACAAGGCACAUGGAUUUACAGUCACAAACAACGAUUUUCUACUUUAUUUUAUUUUAUUCUUUCUUUCUAAGGUUGGAGUCAACAUGGUGGAAUACCUCCAGCAGACAAAAGUGUCAAAGUCCUCCAUCCAGAUGCUGGGAGGAUAACAAGUGCUGCUCUAAGGCAAAUUAUUUUACAAAUUUUUCUGCACCGCCAAGGAUCAGUAGGCUGAAGGGAAGAGAAGUGUAUGAUGCCAAAGGACAACUUUCAAUUGAAGCAGAGCUCUUCUGUAUUGUCUGCAGCAAAGAAAAGAGCAUGUCGUCGGCUGCUGUCUCCAGCCACUUGGCACCAAAGGAGAUUUCACUGGACUGGAAAGCUACUAGUCAAGAGAGGGCUAAACAUGUGCUAACUGGUCUCCAGUGGAUCAAUGGACCUCUAAACAGCAUGCUGAAAGACCAAAACCCCUGUGACCAAUUAGAAGUGGACCAUAUUCUCAGCAAUUUCUUUAUGGCCCGCUACCUGGAGAAGAAAGACAUCCUGGACAGGGAGAAGCAGGAGAAUUGUUCACACAGUGGGUCCGACGAGGCUCUUCAUUCUCUACCACCUGUACAAACUAAAGACAAGAAGAGCACUGAUAAAGGCAAAAAGAGCAGUGCUGCAGAGAAGUCAUUUCCUCCAGCAGAGCCACCAGAGCUGGUUCUGUGCGGGAGUUUGGCCAUUGGCUCAGUGUCACUGGCCGUGGCUAAAACUGGGGCAAAAAUACAGGGCACCCCCCUCUACAAAUACAUAGCAGCUCUAAAGAACAGAGAGGUUCCAACAAAGCUGCACAUCCCUGUCCCCUUGGUCACUUUGCUGAGUUGUGGGAAGACUUCUCCUGGAAAACUGCGUUUACUGGAGGAGGUCAUCUUGAUACCCAAAGUUGGACAGCGAGUUAAUCAAAUCAUCACAAUGACCCUUGAGUUACAGAAGGAGAUGGCGAGAAUAAUGAACACUGCAACAAAAGCUGGGGCUACCCAAGUCACUGUGUGUGACCGCGGAGCACUGGCAGUGAGCUGCGAGAAACCAGAGCAGCCUCUGGAUCUGAUCAUAGAAGCCUGUACUGUCCUUGAACUGCCACUUGGAACAGAGAUGCAUUUAGCACUGAACUGUGCUGCUCCUGAUCUAAUGGACUAUUCUAAAGGGAAGUAUGAAAUUGCAACAGGAGUCCUAAAGUCUCCAGAUGAGUUAGUAGACAUGUUCCAAACCCUCAUCAGCAAAUAUCCAGCAGUGGUGGCUUUAAUCGAUCCAUUCAGAAGAGAGGACACAGACCAGUGGGAGAAACUGAGAAAUGCAAUUGGAGGUUCAUGCACUCUGCUUUCUGACAUCACCUACAAGUCACAGGCUCCGCCCCCUCCGGGUGCCAGAGGUCAUGUCAUCAAACACAUCCAUGAGACAACCAUUAGUGACUUGGUCCGCAUGACUUCAGAGCACCAAGGUGCGGUGUUAAUGGGAGCAACAGGCAGUGAGCCCUGCAGCGAUGAUUCUUUAUCAGAUAUAGCUGUGGGUCUGGGUCUGGACUAUGUCAAACUGGGAGGUCUGAGUGGGUCUGAGAGGAUGACUAAAUACAACCGUCUGAUUUCUAUAGAAGAAGAACUGGUCCAACAAGGAAUCCUGGUCUCUAAGGAGAAGCACCCCCCUCCACUGUUCCCUGAAAAAAAAAACACAGGAGCAGCCUGCUACUGUGUCUGAGCCGUCCUGAAGGAACACACUCACUGUCUCUGUCUCAUUUUAAAAAAACAUUCAAAUGUGUAUCAGUGCUACCUCCGAAUUCAGUUCUGCUCUUAUCAUUUGUCUCCACUUAUAAAACGUGCUAAAACGAGUACAAACAACACGCCUUAGUGUAGUGUUACCCUUCUGUUUCAUUUUACACGCUUGUUU
Molecule: messenger RNA, 2059 nt
Organism: Mugil cephalus (flathead mullet)
Lineage: Eukaryota; Metazoa; Chordata; Actinopteri; Mugiliformes; Mugilidae
Gene: eno4
Product: enolase 4
Exons: 13
Coding region: 104-1870 (588 amino acids)
Biological process (GO): glycolytic process
Cellular component (GO): phosphopyruvate hydratase complex
Molecular function (GO): magnesium ion binding; phosphopyruvate hydratase activity
Source: RefSeq, a predicted model, not a curated record